CCGGCCGCGCCCCACGCCAGGCAGUGGCGUCUCCUGCCGGGGGAGGCCUGGGGGGACGCGGCGCGGCGGCCUCGGGGGGCCCGGCUGGAGAUGGCGGCCUGCGGGUGGGCGGGGGGCGCCGGGGGCCGCUACGGGCCGGACUGAGCCGUGCCGGGUGUCCCGGCGCCUCGUUGCCGGCUCUGCGUGAGGGGCCGGGGCCCGGCUCCCCGCGGCGGUGCUGGGCUGGGGCGGCGCGGGGGGGGCGGCGGUAUCGCGAGCCUAAAACCAAGUGCAGAGUCACGCAGGCCGAGCGGCUGCUGGGCCCGGCCUGCCCGGCCGGCCGGUGCCCGCCCCGGGGGGACGGGGCCGCCGGGGGUGAUGAGGCCGGGCACCAGUGGCUCUCUGCGGGGUGCAGGAGCGGGAGCAGGGAGAUCGGCGUUACCGCAGCGGCUUCUCGGGGUUAAAAGGUCCCUGACCCUGUGAGCCGUGAUGACAACCGAAGAAGGAAGCGCUGGGGGGAGGUGGUUUCGUUUUCAGGUGCCUUUAGCACGUAGGCUCCUUGUCAUUAGCGCAGAUCUGUGGAGCGUCCUGUCUUCAUCCUGGGUUCGCUGUAGCUCUUCUGGAUCACCCUGAAAUCCUGCAGGCAGAUGUCUUCAGGUGCGUUAUUUCCAAGCCUGGUGCCAGGCUCCAGGGGCUCUUCAAGCAAAUACCUGGUGGAAUUUCGGGCAGGGAAGAUGUCCCUGAAAGGCAGCACUGUAACCCCAGACAAGAGAAAAGGCCUUGUGUACAUCCAGCAGACUGACGACUCCCUCAUUCACUUCUGCUGGAAGGACAGGACUUCGGGCAACGUCGAGGAUGAUUUGAUUAUUUUUCCUGAUGACUGUGAAUUCAAGAGGGUACCUCAGUGCACUACUGGCCGAGUGUAUGUAUUGAAGUUCAAGGCAGGAUCAAAACGACUCUUCUUCUGGAUGCAGGAGCCGAAGACAGACAAGGAUGAAGAACACUGCCGUAAAGUGAACGAGUAUCUCAACAAUCCACCAAUGCCUGGGGCUUUGGGUGGAAACGCCAGCGGAGGCCACGAGCUCUCGGCAUUAGGAGGUGAGGGUGGCUUGCAAAGCCUUCUUGGAAACAUGAGCCAUAACCAGCUCAUGCAGCUGAUCGGACCAACGGGCUUAGGAGGACUUGGUGGGCUGGGGGCGCUGACGGGUCCUGGGCUGGCCAGUCUGCUUGGAAGUGGGGGACCCCCGACCAGCAGUUCGUCGUCCAGCUCUCGCAGCCAAUCGGCUGCUGUGACGCCAUCUUCCACGACUUCUUCUACACGUGUAACGCCUGCCCCGUCCGUUCCUGCGGCUGCAUCGGUGACCAGUCCGAGCCCCGUACCAAGUUCGGGUAAUGGAACCAGCUCAGCCACGAGCCCAACCCAGCCCAUUCAAUUGAGUGACCUUCAGAACAUUUUAGCUACUAUGAAUGUGCCAUCUGGAGCAGGAGGACAGCAAGUUGACCUGGCAACUGUUCUGACUCCCGAGAUAAUGGCUCCCAUCCUGGCCAACGCUGAAGUUCAAGAACGGUUGAUGCCUUACCUCCCCUCAGGGGAAUCUCUGCCGCAGACUGCAGAAGAGAUUCAGAACACCCUGACGUCUCCUCAGUUUCAGCAGGCCUUGAGCAUGUUCAGUGCUGCCUUAGCUUCAGGACAGCUUGGCCCACUCAUGAGUCAGUUUGGCUUACCCGCGGAGGCCGUAGAUGCAGCAAAUAAAGGGGAUGUAGAAGCGUUUGCCAAAGCAAUGCAGAACAGUGUCAAGUCAGACCAAAAGGAAGGAGACUCUAAGGACAAGAAAGACGAAGAGGAAGAUAUGAGUUUAGAUUAAGUUAUUUGCUCUUCCUUACAGAUAUUCCUAGAUACUAACUUAAGCAACUGCAGUAGGAUUACUAACUUCAUAUUAUGCUUAUAUAAAUCUACAAGUAAAGGAAUUUUCUUUAUCUGC
Molecule: messenger RNA, 1961 nt
Organism: Chroicocephalus ridibundus (black-headed gull)
Lineage: Eukaryota; Metazoa; Chordata; Aves; Charadriiformes; Laridae
Gene: ADRM1
Product: ADRM1 26S proteasome ubiquitin receptor
Exons: 10
Coding region: 627-1844 (405 amino acids)
Cellular component (GO): nucleus; proteasome regulatory particle, lid subcomplex; cytoplasm
Molecular function (GO): proteasome binding; endopeptidase activator activity
Source: RefSeq, a predicted model, not a curated record